CACUAUAUGGAGAAGAUUGUGUGUGUUCCGCGUUUGUGCAAUGUUUUGUGCCGCUGACUGUUUUGUGUCUUGCUAUGGAAUGCUGGUUGAUAAGGCUGCAUGCCAUGUUGUUCAAAAGUCAGGGUACAGCGGCAAAAGGCGACGGAUUCGAUCAGUGGAAGACAUCGCAAAUGCCUUCACAUCAGGUGAAGGGCCUCCAAGAGCCAUUCGGCUAACUAGCCCUAGAUCCUUGCUUGCUUGCCUUCAGACAGGGAUUGACCCCUCUGAACUGCAGUACAGGCCGUUUGAAGAGUUUGCGGAACAAAGUUAUACCAGGGAAUUGCAGCAGGUCAAGUACGAAUACUAUGAGAAGAAACGUAAAGGUGUGAUGGCGCCACUUCCUUGCUCCGUGGCUCCAAAUUAUUAAGUGCUUUCUUGAUCUUGUGUCUGGUGUUCGAUUAGCUAUAGCCAAAUCAAGGUGAGGCACUGAC
This is a messenger RNA of Chara braunii, 470 nucleotides long. The record is from the annotation of a GenBank genome assembly. NCBI's taxonomy places the organism in Eukaryota, Viridiplantae, Streptophyta, Charophyceae, Charales, Characeae.